Molecule: messenger RNA, 927 nt
Organism: Darwinula stevensoni
Lineage: Eukaryota; Metazoa; Arthropoda; Ostracoda; Podocopida; Darwinulidae
Source: the annotation of a GenBank genome assembly
GCGUAUCAUUUCGCGUUCGACAGCACGGUGUCAUCGGGUCUGAAUUCCCUGGCGGCCAUCACGUUGGAGGACUUCGUGCGUCCGUAUUGCUUCAAGGGGAUCACGAGCAAACAGGCGGCGAAUGCCUCCAAGGUCAUUUCCCUCGCUUACGGCCUCGUCUCCUUCGGGCUCGUUUUCGUCGUCGAGAGAUUCGGGACCGGCGUCCUCACCGCGGCACUGAGCAUCUUCGGCAUGAUCGGGGGGCCUCUUCUCGGCCUUUUCACUCUGGGCAUGUUCUUUCCCUGGGCCAACAACAAGGGAUCUCUGAUAGGAGGAAUCUUGGGAUUCAUCUUCGUUUUCUGGAUCGGAGUGGGCGCGAACGUCGCGGCAGCUACGGGCAGACUAAGCUUCCCCCAGAAGCCGCUGUCCGUCGAGGGCUGCCUUUACCUGAAUGCCACGGAGGCACCCAUGCCCUCCUCCACGCUCUCGCCCGAUCUGGAGCCGCUGGGGCUCUACCGGCUCUCGUAUCUGUGGUACUCGACGGUCGGGUGCUGGAGCGUGAUCGCGAUCGGGCUCGUGGUCAGCUGGGCGACGGGGAUGCAGGAUCCGAGGAAGCUCAAUCCCAAUCUCGUCUCUCCGAUCUUUCAUUACUUGAGGAAGAAACUUCCGGAAGAUUUGGUCUCCAAGCUGAAACUCGACAUCGGCGACGAUUACGACCCAUUAUCGGCCGGGACGGCCGGGCUGGUGAAUUCCUCGCGGGUUUCCACGGGGACAAAUUUCGCCGGGGAGACGAACGUGGCCUGCGAACCCGACAUGGACAAGGUCCUCGACGAGAAAAACAUUUUCAAGACCAAAGAGCAAAUCGGGCUUAAUGUCAUCGAUGCCUCGGACGCCUGAGGGAGGGAAACCGUUCCUCGUUUGUGUUUUUUAACCGAUCUGCCGAGUGAC